Entrophospora sp. SA101 is the source of this 1707-nucleotide messenger RNA. The record is from the annotation of a GenBank genome assembly. Lineage: Eukaryota; Fungi; Glomeromycota; Glomeromycetes; Entrophosporales; Entrophosporaceae.
AUGUCUACUGAUGAUGAUCAAUGCGCAGGGCAAUGGGGUCCUAGAUCCGAACCAACUCUAGAUCCAAACCGUCAAUGGGCAGCAGUCCGUAGACGUUACGAAUGGCACGAAUCAUAUAAUGAAACUAUAGCUCCUAAAGAUGAGGAGUUGGAAAAGGAGCUUUUUGAUGAAGAAAAUCAUAUUCAUACUGGUAUUAAUUUUUCAAAAUAUGAAAAGAUUAAGGUGACAGUCAGUAAUCCGACCGUUAAACCUAUUAGCACGUUUGAAGAAGCAAAACUUCAUCAAGCGAUGAAGGAAAAUGUUCAAUUGGCUAGAUACACUAUGCCAACUCCAGUUCAGAAAUAUUCUAUUCCAAUAAUUACUAAUGGAAUGGAUCUAAUGGCUUGUGCACAAACUGGUUCUGGUAAAACCGCUGCAUUUCUGAUUCCAGUAUUAUCACAAGUAUUUGCAACUAAAAAACCCCCCAGAGAAAUUGGAAAUUCACGUAGAUUUAAAGCUGAACCUUUAGUACUAAUAAUGGCACCUACACGUGAAUUGGCCACACAAAUAUUUGAUGAGUGUCGUCGGUUUACUUAUAGGAGUAUGAUGAGGCCUUGUGUAGUUUAUGGGGGUGCAGAUGCUUUAUCUCAAAAAACUGAAGUUGCUAAAGGUUGUGAUAUAUUAACCGCCACGCCUGGUAGAUUAAAGGAUUUUAUGGAACGUGGUGUUUUGAGUCUUCGUAAAGUUAGGUAUCUUGUACUUGAUGAGGCUGAUCGUAUGUUGGAUAUGGGUUUUGAAGCAGACAUUCAUCUUCCCAAUGAUGGCUCAAGACAAACAAUGAUGUUUUCAGCCACUUUUCCAACAAAUAUUCGAACCCUUGCUCGUGAUUUCUUGAAAGAAGAUCACAUAUUCCUCACAGUUGGUCGUGUUGGUGGUACAACAAGUGAUAUCACUCAAAAGAUAAUGUAUGUCGAAGAAAACGAUAAACGUACAGCACUUGUUGAACUACUUUUAAAACAGCCACCAUCUCGUACUUUGAUUUUUGUUGAAACAAAACGUGGUGCAGAUUCACUUGAUGAUUUCUUAUAUCAUCAAAAUUUUCCUACUACUAGUAUUCAUGGAGAUAGAUCACAACGUGAAAGAGAAGAUGCAUUAAUAGCAUUCAAAAAUGGUCGAUCACCCAUUUUAAUUGCUACAGCUGUUGCAGCUCGUGGUCUUGAUAUAAAAAAUGUAAUGCAUGUCGUAAAUUAUGAUUUAUGUAAUGACAUUGAUGAAUAUGUUCACCGAAUUGGAAGAACGGCUCGAGUUGGUAAUGAGGGAUUGGCAACAACUUUUUAUAAUGAAAAAAGAUCUGAACUUGCCGGUGAUUUAGUUAAAUUAUUGUUGGAAUGUAAACAAGAGAUUCCCAGUUUUCUACAACCAUAUUCACACAUUAAUAUCAAUCCUGACAAGAAUACAAAUGGUGGUAAUAGGGGUUACAGGAAUCAAAAUAACAGAUACAGCAAUAAUGAUUCAUCAGGAGAUUGGGAGGCUCAACGAAAUACCGCAUCAUCAAGUGAUAAUAACAGUAGCAGUACAUGGGACAAUCCACAAAUCACACAAGACAAAAUAAAGCCAAUGUGGGAUUCUAAUGCCAAUGAUACAUCAACAACUGUAACUGAAUCCCCUUGGGAUACAUCAACAACAGUAACUGAAUCCUCUUGGGAUCCAAAUUCUACUCCAUGGUAA